UGAAUGAUGACUCGUAUUUCUAGGUCCUUGAUACGGCAAGCAUCGAAAUAUUCCUUGUAUCUUCCGCCAUUACUAAGAGCAGCAGGAAGCUUAGAGCACGCAAAACAAGAAUUACGUUGGAUUCAAAACGAAUUACCUAAACAUAAAUGGAUUGAUGCAAUCACCAGAAGAUCCAACUUCGAACCUUUACAGUAUAUCUUGGGUACACAACCUUUUGGGUCAUUGGAUAUAAUCUGUAAACCAGGGGUGUUAAUUCCUCGUUGGGAAACAGAGGAAUGGUGUAUCAAACUUACAGAGAUUUUAUCAAAGAACUACAAGCAGAGCCAACCACUAAAGAUCUUAGAUGCCUGUACUGGAUCAGGCUGCAUUCCUUUAUUGCUACACAGUGAACUCAACAAUAGAAAAAGAACAGCGAAGGUUAUUGGUUUUGACUUCUCUAAACGUUCAAUCGAAAUUGCUAGGGAAAAUCUACUUGAAUACCUGAAGAAUCAUGAUGCUAAUGGGAUUACAUUUGAUGUAGCAGAUGUAUUUGAUCCCGAAGUCCUGCAAAAAUUGAAUAUAAUCAAUAUCGAUAUUAUAACUUCGAAUCCUCCAUACAUUCCUUUUGCAGAUUAUAAGGCCCCUACUAAAUUGAAUGGGGUCGAGAAAUCAGUUAGACUUUACGAACCCCGAACAGCUUUGAUCGGUGAUUUAGAGUUCUAUCAGGCACUUAUUAAGAACUUAGUGAUUCCGUCACAGUGUAAAGCAUUUGUUUUUGAGGUGGGAUAUGCUGAACAAGUCGAAUUUACCUCAAGUAUAUUGAAAAAGUUAGACUCAAAUGUUAACUGGAGAACGGGUUCCUUCCAUGACAGCGCCGGUAAUAUUCGUGCUGUAGUUGGGUGGAAAGCAAACACAGAGUCUGAAUUCCUAGAAGAGUUUUGCGAUAAAGAUAGCUACAGCAUGAAGGAGAUGAAUUAUUAAGCAAAUCUAUAAUUUU
Messenger RNA from Hyphopichia burtonii NRRL Y-1933, 976 nucleotides. Its product is annotated as S-adenosylmethionine-dependent methyltransferase. The transcript has a single exon. The record is from RefSeq and is a predicted model, not a curated record. Gene Ontology annotation, cellular component: mitochondrion. Gene Ontology annotation, biological process: protein methylation. Lineage: Eukaryota; Fungi; Ascomycota; Pichiomycetes; Serinales; Debaryomycetaceae. Bases 4 to 960 code for a protein of 318 amino acids. Gene Ontology annotation, molecular function: protein methyltransferase activity.